CGUGGGGCAUACUGAUAUUCAAGACAUAAACAUGAAAGUCGCUAUGGGGUUCACCGUCCUAUACCUGACACACGUCGCAGGCGCAAUUAUGCACCGAUUGAAUGCUGACGUCAAGCUGGAAAUCGACAAGAUAGUAAAUGCAUAUGGACAUGGGAUAGUCUCGUACAAGGUUUUAGAGCCGGUAUAUGAAUUCGGAGCUAAAACAGGUGACACUGACGUAGGCUAUCGCCAAGUUGGUGUAUGUGUAUGCACAUUCAACAAUGAAAAUAUCAAUACACACACGGAUGAAUCGAGACUACAGACACUUUCGCAUAACCGGAAGAAGCACUCGUGCGAAUGUAAUUUCGCGUUGGAAACAAAGAGAUACACACAGAGGCUCAUGGACAAAGAAUUCGGUACCUCUGAUGAGACAGAACCAUAUCCAUGGGAACCGUUCGAACUACUGGAUAACGAGGAACUCAAUGAACCGUAUGAACUCGAAGAACCGGUUGCAAUGGACGGCAAAGAAGUAGACGCUGGAAACGACAACUAUGGAGAGAAUGAGAAAACAGUUGAAGAGGAGGAAAGCGACGUGAAGACAACAUACAGUGAGAAAUACACUGAAAGUGAUUUUAGCGAAGGUGCAAGCGGUGAAAUACGCGAGCGCGAGUGUGAAAUCAACACAGGUGACAAUGAGGUAUCAGGUUCUGAUAUUUUCACAGAUGAUAGUAACAUCUCGAGUGAUUUAGAAAUAGGGUCAGAUAUGGUAAGCGAAGGUGAAUCAGAUUUCAUAUUCGACAGUGACCGGAAUCGCGAUACGACAAAAAGUGAAGUGGACAAAACAGUCGGCGCUGGGCCCACACAUACCCAAAAAAAUGCGAGCUCAGGAUGGGGAGAAUAUACUGACAUAGGAUACACAGACGAGGAAAAUGGUGAAGGUUAUGGUAGUAACUGUGAUACCGAGAAGGAUUCGCGCGAUACGAGACAGUCAGAGUCAUUAAGUGAUUCUCCGUAUCCUACGCAUGUGGCUUAA
Molecule: messenger RNA, 1012 nt
Organism: Sphaeroforma arctica JP610
Lineage: Eukaryota; Ichthyosporea; Ichthyophonida
Exons: 2
Coding region: 32-1012 (326 amino acids)
Source: RefSeq, a predicted model, not a curated record